Plasmopara halstedii is the source of this 699-nucleotide messenger RNA. RefSeq names its product Mod5 protein sorting/negative effector of RNA Pol III synthesis. Gene Ontology annotation, biological process: negative regulation of transcription by RNA polymerase III. Gene Ontology annotation, cellular component: nucleus. The transcript is spliced from 4 exons. The record is from RefSeq and is a predicted model, not a curated record. Gene Ontology annotation, molecular function: RNA polymerase III core binding. NCBI's taxonomy places the organism in Eukaryota, Oomycota, Peronosporomycetes, Peronosporales, Peronosporaceae. Bases 1 to 699 code for a protein of 232 amino acids.
AUGAAGUACCUUGAAGAACCGCAAUUAUCGUGGCUUAACUCGGUGCUGGGAAGUUAUGAGAUUGGUGAUCGUGUAUUAAACGGAAAGUUGGAGACAUACUCGUGCAAGAAGGCGGGUAGCGACAAACGUCUGGCCAAGAGUCUGGAGCUUUAUUACCAGCAGGAAAUUGAAGCUUCUGCUGAAUUCUUAGGCUCAUCCCCUUUGGGACCGAUCGCGGCUCCUGCUACGCGCAAGCUUUUGAUUAAUCUCAUUUCCACAAUGAAUGCCAGCUUUCCUGAUUACGACUUUAGCGCCGCUAGACCUGGACAAUUCCGAAAGGAGUCGGACUUUCGUAUAGCAUUGCAACGUAUAAAUCACGACUUGGCUGAAUUACUGGACGCUGAGGGUAAUGGUUUUGCGGAGAAGAUGUGGGAAGCAAUUGCCGAGGCCAUUAAGCUUGACGAGUGUGACGUUUAUAGCUACAUACCAGACAUGGACUCAGACCCGUUCUCGGAUGGGAAUUUGUGGUCCUUUAACUACUUUUUCUACAAUAAGAUGCAGAAGAAAGUGCUUUACUUUACGUGUCUUUGCAAAGGCUUGACAUACGAUAGCGAAGUGGAUGAUGAAGUGAUGGAUGAGUCAACUUCCACGGACGAAGAUGGAGAGGACGCGAUGGAAGAUUAUUUUGGAAUGACAUCUGACUGGGAGGACGGCUCAUAA